This is a messenger RNA of Xenia sp. Carnegie-2017, 1003 nucleotides long. Its product is annotated as armadillo-like helical domain-containing protein 2. The coding region runs from base 87 to 770 and encodes 227 amino acids. The record is from RefSeq and is a predicted model, not a curated record. The transcript has a single exon. NCBI's taxonomy places the organism in Eukaryota, Metazoa, Cnidaria, Anthozoa, Malacalcyonacea, Xeniidae.
AAACAUUGAAUAGAAGCCUUAUCAUCUGUCAAGGUUGUAGUUGAAAAAGGCGGUAGUCUAGCCCGACUCUGGGAAAGUUUAGAAAUAUGAGUAUAGUUCGAGGAUGUUUCGGCAAUGUGAAUGGUUUCAUCUCUUAUUUAUGGCAUACUUUGUUAUCAAGAAGAUACGGUAAAAAACAGUCAACAGAUGAGCUACUUCAAGAUGAUAUUGGUGCCAUUGUUGACGAUAAUUACUAUAAACGUGACAUACUAAUUGUUGGUAAGAGAAUGGCCUUGUCUACCAGCGUUGAAGAACGGAUCAACGCUGUUCGUGAUAUUGGUCAUAUAGCAUGGUUAGGUGGACCUGCUGUCGCCAGGUUGGCUGCCAAUCAUCUCAUAGAGUUUGCACGCAUGCUCCAAGAUGAUGAAGCGCCAGAUGCUAUGAAGAUACAAAUUUUAUACACCAUUAGCGAAAUUUGUAUGUGUAGCAUUGAUAAUCAAAAUACAGCACGAUCCUACGGUCUACUUGAUACCAUUUACAGCCUACUUGAAUCGGAAAUACCGCUGAUACGUUGUGGUGCAGUCGCAUGUCUUGUCGUGCUUAUCAACGAAAAUUAUGAAAAUCACAUAUCUGUUCUACGUAUGGAAAAUAUUGUAGAGAAGUUAAUUGAUUUGUUACAAGAAGACUGGAGUUCUUGGAAACGCAACGAAGCCAAGCGGUUGAUUCUAAUGCUGGGACUGAAUCAGUCGGAGGAUAACGUUGAUGAUGUCGAUGAAUUUGAUCGCACUUAAUAUCUGGUCAUGAUUGUUGUCAGUCAUAUGUGAUGUCGGGUAUUAGAAAACGUUUGGAACCCAUUAUUUGAAAAUUGUUUUUCUUAGAAUCGUCUAUAUACUAUCUUAUGAUUUGGAGAUGUACAUACAUUUCAUACUUAUGUUUAUUUCAAGGUUUAUUUUGUAAAUUAAACGUAAAACUUUGAUAACUUAUUGAGAUUUGAUGAAUAAAGAAUCCAUAUCUUUAACGUAAA